Messenger RNA from Maylandia zebra (zebra mbuna), 4327 nucleotides. NCBI's taxonomy places the organism in Eukaryota, Metazoa, Chordata, Actinopteri, Cichliformes, Cichlidae. The record is from RefSeq and is a predicted model, not a curated record.
CUUCAGCAACUGCUAUAUUUUACCUGUUGUGUGUCCAAGGUUGAACAACAAGCACUUCCUGCAAACAAUGAAACACAUGUCAAGUGUUGUGUUUGCCUCACAGAAAACACAAAGACAUAUCAGGCAUCCUCUUCAAACUUGGUUUUAUGAGGUUUGAUCAUGUUUUCUUCUCUGAGAUGGAUCGAUGGAUAUAUUCAUGUCUACAAGAUGAACUUCUUGAUGUAGAUGAUGAAAGCUCAGUGUUGGAUCAAGUGUACAACAUUAAUCGCUCAGAGUUUUCCCAGCUUUCAAAUGAUGAUAUGAAAGAGUUUCAGAUGUUCCUGCAAUCAGGAUUAUCCAAGUCCAAAGUCAGCAAAGAGUAUGUGAGGAAACUUAAAUCCUUACCAAUAUUUGAAACAACACAAGGUGAACGAGUGAGGAUUGAUGGACCUAAGAAGGUUUUCAUCCUCAAAAUCAAAUAUUCAGUCAUAUUUCCAGAUUUGUUCAACCUACCUACAAACAGCAGCAUUUUUCUGAAACACAACUCUGAGAACUACACACUGUCACAAACACUCAACAUUCAGGUCCUGGAUGAUUUGGAGUAUUUCAUGAAGUUCAUUCUACCUGUUGUGCACCAACUCACAGAGUCACAGAUUCUUCACAGCCUCAAACUGUUGCUGUCACUACGUUACCCUUUGAAGGAAAGGGAAACUAUCAUCUCCUCACUGAAGACAGUGAAACUGAUUCGCAGUUCUCAAGGUAGACUGGAGCCUGCAUCAUACUACUUUGAUGAGAGAGUGGAGCUGUACAAACGGAUGUUGCCCCACGAGAGAUUUGUACCUGAGAGAUUUUGGACUGAACUGUGUGAAGGAGAUGACUACACAACAGAAAAAGCAAAAGAGCUGGUCAGAAAACUUGGAAUGAAGCAUGUUGUGUCAGCGGACGAGAUAAUACAUUUUGCAUACCAGCUGGAAUCAGAAGCAAAAGUUAACAGAAGACUCAAAGACAUGAAACUAAAAUCAUCAUUACUUUUCAGGGAAGCCUUAAAUAAAGCAUGUGAUCCCAAAGACAACAAGGAAAGGUUGCUGGAAAGCAUUGCUGACAUCAAAUUCAUUUUUCCAGUUAUGAUUCGAAAAGAACUGUCCAACUACCACCAACCAUUUGCUCCUGAAGGAACUACUGUUAAAAUUAGAGGCUCGUUGAUUGAGAAAAAUCCAGAGCAUCAAGAUUUGAUUUGGACCUCCAUGCCAAUUAUAGACCUCCCAAUUAUAGACCUACCAUUUAUGUCACAAGGUCUUCAGAAAAUGAUAAAAAAUGUUGGAGCUCAUGAAGAACCACCUCCAAACUGUGUUGCCAGUAACAUAAGAAACAUCUGUCAGUCACCAUGUGAAACUGACCAGCUGAUCAAAACACGAGCUAAAGUGUUCAGAAGUUCCUACGCUUACCUGCAAGCAAAAAGAUUUGAAGGAAACCAGCUGGCUGGUCUUCCUGUUGUGUUGGUUGAAAAAGACACAAAACUUGUGACGGUUGAUGACGUGUGUCUGUCGCUCUCCUAUGAUCGUGACUUCAGACCAUAUCUGUACAAGAUUACUCCAGAAGAUGCAAUGUAUGCACCGUUCUUUCAGAAAAUUGGUGUGAAGAAGAAAGCUACUGCAGAGCAAUAUUGUAAUGUUUUGGCAGCAGUUUACGCUGAUUCCUGUGAUAAACAAAAACUACAUUCAAACCAGCUGAGAACUGUGAAACGAGCUGUUGAGCAGUUGUUUAAGUUAAUCAGUGCUCAGGGAAACCAGACGCUUCUUGAAAAUGUUGAGACUCUGUAUCUUCCUGCAGUAGAUGGUAAAUUAUACCCAUCAUCCACACUCUGCUACAACGACACAGUGUUUGAGACCAAAAGGUUGGAAGAAGCACUGGAGAACAAGUUCCUGCUGCUUGAGAAACUCAGUGAAUGUCAUUUGGGCAACGACAAAUACAAGCAUCAUCAGCUGUUGCAACUGCUGCCUCAGAAAUUUCAGCCAAAGAUGCUGUCUGAGUUCACAGAGGAAAGAGUUGUGGAAUCAAAGAUGCAGCGUUGUGAACUUGGGACUGGCUGUGAAUUUAGCGGAUGGUUUGCUAAACAUCUCUCCUCGGGAACCUUUAAAUAUGGAUUCAUUUGUCUUAUUAGAGAUAAUUCUCAAGGCAAAAUAAUACAAGAAGAUGCCACUAAAAUGUGUGAGAAGACUUUUGGCAGUAUACAGAUUAUCUGCUGCAAAACUUUGGAAACAGCUCUCUGGCUCAAUAAACAGCCCCUUCCCAAAACUGAUGAAGAAACAGAUGUUUUUGUGAAACGAGAGCAACAAGGGUGUACCUUUUACUUAAAGCACAAUGAUGACAUGGCUCUCAAAGUGAUAAAUGAAGUCAUCAUGACACUGACAAAAGAGAUUAAUGCUCUUUUAGGAAACAGAAUUGCAUCGGUUCACCUUCCAGUGCUGGGACAACUCCUCAUGUGUGACGAUCUGCAAGAUGUUCGGAAAACUCUGGCUAAACAUCAGAUCCGUGACAGUGCUGAAACUGAAAGUUCCUCUUUUGGUCCAGCAGCCCCUGGGACAGAGGUUCCAGAAGAAUGGCAUGAUUGUUUGGACAUGAAUGUCCUCAACAACUUUGAAGAGGGGGAAUAUGUUGGCUACAGCAUUGAUGACAAGUACAUUUAUGCAGUUAUUGUUGAAGAACUGCCUGGUCACAAUGGACGAUAUUCAUGGAGAUACAAAAUAGAAGUAGGAGAAGAUGAGCCCACUGAAGUCAGCUGUGUCGAUCUGUUUCAGUUUAAACGAGAAAAGAAGGUAAAAACAGAAAGGAGGAAAUGCAUGGAGCCAGGACCACAGAAGAAGACGCUAAAACCAGAAGAAAACACUUGCAUGGAGCUGGAACCACUGACAGGAGCUGUGCCACAUUCUUCUGAAUCGUCAACAAAUUCUUUACCAGCCUCUGUUGAGGAAGCUAAAAGGGAAAUUGAUAAAUGUUUGACAGAGAUCUGGAGGCUUCCUGAGGAGGAGAGGCACAAAGCCAUCAAGAGGCUGUACCUCAGGUGGCACCCUGACAAAAAUCCGGAUUGCCAGUCUCUCGCCAAUGAGGCAUUCAAAUAUUUACAGAAUCAAAUUGAUGAGCUUAGCAAAGGCACAGUCAAAGCUGCAGGAUCGACCUUUUCAAGCAGAAAUACAAAUUUCAGAGGCUUCUAUCAACAGUGGAAUCAGGAGGCCAGGUAUCACAGAAAUAGUCGAGAGAGGUUCUCUAGAGGCUAUAGAGGUUUCCAUUCCUACAACUUCUGGACCCACAAUGAAAAUGUCCCAAGGCCAGACAGAGAAGAGGCCAGGCGCUGGUGUAGACAGGCUCGCUGCGAUCUCAAUGCAGCUCACAAAGACACUGGUGGAGGGAGCACAGAGUGGUGUCUGUUUAAGGUCCAUCAAGCAGUGGAAAAGUCUCUUAUAGCAGCAUGCUAUAAAAGAAAUGGACAACGCCCCAACAGCAGCUCAAUUUCAGCCACUGCUGCACAAGUUUCCCGCUACAGCCUCCAACUGAGAGAUCUGCCUGAGAUUGUGAAAAACCUGCAGACACUCGGGGUGGAUCCUAAAAGGACUCAAUAUCCCAACUGCCAUCCAUAUCCUCACAUACCAAACGGACAAUUCAGAUCAGAGAAUGAAAUGCUGGCACUGAACAAGGCAUCUGAGCUCCUUAAUAAAAUAGAAGCAUAUGUGAAUUAAGGAUUUAAAACAAGGUAUUGGUCAGUGUAACUGGUUUUCUACAUGUUAAAAGUAAUGUAAUGUAAAGUGUAAAACUGAAAUAUUAUUUAACAUCAGAAAGAAAAAAGAAAACUUUUAUUUUACUUAUUUGUCUCACUUCUCAUACUCAGUACUUAUUAUUAUGUUAUGGUGUGCAUGUAUAUGUAAACACACUGAAGAAAAUUGUAAGUACUAAAUUACUUUAUUUUGGAUUCUUGUCAUUUAAAGCUGCUUAUUGGUGAUAUCGAUAUAUUCUGUGUUAUGAAAAUGAAAACAUCAGAUGUUCUUUGUAAGUCUUGUUGACACUGUUGACUACUCUCUGAGAUCAAAACAGUCACUCAGUGAAUUUCUUACUGUUUGUUAAAAACCUGCCUUGGAUCAAUAUACUCACUGUAUGCUUGUAAUGUAAAUGCAAAUAUGCAGUUUUGGUGUUUUAAAGUUAUGACUAUUUGCUGAGAGACAGUAUAACUACCGCAUACUGAUUUUUACUUGUAUCCAGUUUUGUCUUCUGAAAAACUUAAAAUCUUUAAACUUAAAUCCACAUUGCAAUUGGGGAAUUUUUGUUUUGUUUUCCUUUUUUUUUUUUAAAUAUUUGC